AUGAUCUCUUCUAUACGACUUCUACCGGUAUGGUUUUUAGUAGUGCAGUGUUAUAAUGUGACUGGUUAUAACAUUCAUGGAUCGAUUACCAACGGUUGGGAAUUUGUACUUGAUUUGUUUCGAGAAAAUUUUGUUCAAGAGAAAGAAUUAGGGGCAGCUAUAUCGGUGUAUCAUAAUGGUCGUUCAGUUGUUGAUCUUCGAGGUGGAUGGUAUGACGAAUCAAAAACCAAACCGUAUGAUGAUAAUUCAUUACAAUUAGUUUUUUCAACUACCAAAGGAAUAGUGGCUGUAGCCGCUGCACUUUGUGUACAACAAGGUUUACUUGACUAUUCAGAAUUAGUGACAAAGUAUUGGCCAGAAUAUGGGCAGAAUGGUAAAGAAAAUACAACAGUAGCAGACAUACUGUCACAUCGAGCUGCACUACCCUAUGUAGAUUCUCCAAUCGAUCAAUAUGCUAACUGGACAGCUAUGAUUCAUACACUAGAACAAGAGAAACCUUUAUGGAUACCAGGAACAACUCAUGGUUAUCAUGCAGUUACCUACGGUUGGCUAGCAGGUGAACUUGUUCGCCGUGUUGAUCGAAAGAAAAGAUCUUUUGGGCAAUUUAUCAAAGAUGAAAUUGUAAAUCCACUACAAAUAGAAUUCUAUAUUGGUCUACCAUCCGAAAUACAAUACCGUGUAUCACCAGUGGUUCCUCAUCCUGAUGUAAAGAACAUGCUAAAUCAAACCAUGAAGGAUCUAUUUCAAAUAUGGAAUGAUCCUCGUAUACAUCAAGCAGAGAUACCGGCAGCCAUAGGUCUAUCUAAUGCCAAGUCAAUUGCACGCAUUUAUGCGUCACUUAUUGGUAAUCUUGAGGAAGGAAUCGGCCACCAAUUGUUAAGUGAAGAGAUGAUGAAACUUGCAACGAAAUCAAAUACACCUUUGAAUGAAAUCGAUCUUGUACUACAGUACUAUUCGUCGUUCGCCAUGGGUUUUCAUCGGUAUGAUCGAGUUCUACCAAAGUUUGGACCUGGCGUAUUUGGUCAUCAUGGGGCUGGUGGAAGUAUUGGUUUUGCAGCACCUUCAAAGAAUCUUACUUUUGCCUAUGUGCUGAAUCGAAUUGGAACCGAUACUGCCACGAUCAUUGAUCCUCGUAUUGAAUCCAUACUUGCUAGAAUUGCAGUACACAUAAAUGACCAAACCUAA
This is a messenger RNA of Rotaria socialis, 1185 nucleotides long. Lineage: Eukaryota; Metazoa; Rotifera; Eurotatoria; Philodinida; Philodinidae. The record is from the annotation of a GenBank genome assembly.